AUAAUUGUAUUUUGUUGUUUGCCUUGCCUAUGACUAACUACCACCUUCCCAACCAUCUGCUAACCACACACUCUUUCAAUGCUCUAAACUUUCUUUCCUUUCUCUCUCUCUCUCUUUAAAUACCCACACCCCUUCGCCAAUCCCACAACUCCAUUUCUCUCUCUCUCUAAAACCCCUCCACAUUGUUGGCAUCCCUCCCACUCGGUGCAUUGCGUGCUUUCCGCAAUGGCGCCAGCUUCUUUCUGGAACUCAUCUAAAACUGUCUGCGUCAUGGAUGCCUCCGGCCGCCUCGGCUCCGCCCUCGUUCACCGCCUCCUCAAUCGCGGUUACACCGUUCACGCCGCCGUCCACAGCCACGAUGAGAUGCAGCGGUACAAGAGGCAAUCGAUGGAGAAGAAGGAGCUGAGAGUAUUUCAUUCGGAUCCAUUGGAUUAUCACAGCAUUUUGGAUGCUCUCAAAGGCUGCUGCGCCUUGUUCUACUCCUUCGAGCUCCCCUCCGAUCACCCUACCUACGAUGAAUUUAUGGGUGAAUUGGAAGUAAGAGCUGCCCACAACGUGUUGGAGGCGUGUGCUCAGACGGACACCAUCGACAAGGUCGUCUUCACGUCAUCGGCUACUGCCGUCGUCUGGAGGGAGCACGACGACGGCCGGACAUCCGACAUCGACGAAAGAAAUUGGAGCAACGUCAACUUCUGCAAGAAGUUUAAGUUAUGGCAUGGGCUGUCGAAGACCGUAGCCGAGAAGACGGCAUGGGCGUUGGCGAUGGACCGGGAGGUGAACAUGGUGUCGAUAAACGCGGGGCUGUUGAUGUACCCCGACUUGAGCAUCAAAGACCCCUACUUGCUUGGGGCCGCCGAGAUGUUCAAGGAUGGCGUCCUCGUCACCGUCGACCUCGAAUUCCUCAUCGACGCACACAUCUGCGUCUUCGAGGACGUUUCCUCGUACGGCCGAUACCUAUGCUUCAACGGCAUCAUCAACUGCAACGACGAUGUGGUGAAGCUGGCUAAGUUGCUCCUGCCAUCAUCGCCGUCGCAAGACAUGUUUGACAAUGACAACGUGCACCAACAGAGGAUAAGCAACAGCAAAUUGCGCAAGCUGAUGGUGAAUUACAAGUCACAAGCAACGAUGAAUGAAUCGAUGGAUUGAUUUGUUAGAGGGAAAAGAACAAAAAGUAUCAACAGUUUACACGCAAGGAGAUAUGAUGCAUUCAUUGGCAUUGUACAUUGCAUAUGUUGAUUGAAAAUGAAAAAAAUUCAAGUCUUGGAUAUAUUAGAAUAUUUUCUAGUGUAGCAUAUUCCCUAUAAAUAUAAUACAUAUACUUACUAUAUAUUGAUACAUGUGAUUCUUUGAACCUAUCAGAAGAAAAGUGUAAAGUGAGUGAUGUGAUGAGAUUAUUCCCUACACUGAACCUAGUAGGUCGUGUAAAGAUGCUACAUCCCAUGAAAUAAUAUAUACACUUAUACCAA
Molecule: messenger RNA, 1466 nt
Organism: Salvia miltiorrhiza (redroot sage)
Lineage: Eukaryota; Viridiplantae; Streptophyta; Magnoliopsida; Lamiales; Lamiaceae
Product: cinnamoyl-CoA reductase-like SNL6
Exons: 5
Coding region: 226-1146 (306 amino acids)
Molecular function (GO): oxidoreductase activity, acting on the CH-OH group of donors, NAD or NADP as acceptor
Source: RefSeq, a predicted model, not a curated record